Messenger RNA from Nothobranchius furzeri (turquoise killifish), 1865 nucleotides. The record is from RefSeq and is a predicted model, not a curated record. NCBI's taxonomy places the organism in Eukaryota, Metazoa, Chordata, Actinopteri, Cyprinodontiformes, Nothobranchiidae.
AGCAGCUAGUUAGCAAGGUGCGGCAGCGGAAAAGGAAAACAGACUGGUCUCCUCUCCGCGCUAGCGCAGCUUACGUACAUUUUUAUGUCGCGGUUUUUAUGAAGACGUACACUAGAUUUUACUGAGAACAAAUAUUGCGAUUUUUUUUAAGUAGCUUAUUAUAUUUUAUGAAUUAUUAGCCAGCACGUAAACAGAUACUGGGUUGAUCUGAAAUAUUUCACGCUAAACCGGAAAAUCAAUAUAGCUAAGACGAUAGCUAAUGCUAGGAUAGCUAGCGGGUUAGCUCUCCGAACUGAAAGACCUACCUUUGGCUGAGUUCAUUUAGUAAACGACUGCAAUGGCUGAUGUUGACAAACUCAACAUAGACAGUAUUAUUCAACGUCUUUUAGAAGGCAAAGGAGCAAAGCCUGGGAAGAAUGUGCAGUUGCAGGAGAAUGAGAUUCGUGGAUUGUGCCUGAAGUCCAGGGAGAUUUUUCUCAGUCAACCCAUUCUUCUGGAGCUGGAGGCCCCUCUCAAAAUAUGUGGUGACAUUCAUGGGCAAUACUAUGACCUGCUGAGGCUGUUUGAGUAUGGAGGCUUUCCUCCAGAGAGCAACUACCUGUUUCUGGGCGACUAUGUGGACAGGGGGAAGCAGUCUUUGGAAACCAUCUGUCUUCUGCUGGCCUACAAAAUCAAAUACCCAGAGAACUUCUUCCUGCUGAGGGGAAACCAUGAGUGUGCUUCAAUCAACAGAAUAUACGGUUUCUAUGAUGAGUGUAAACGAAGGUACAACAUCAAACUCUGGAAGACCUUCACGGAUUGUUUUAAUUGCCUCCCUAUUGCUGCCAUUGUGGAUGAAAAGAUAUUUUGCUGUCAUGGAGGACUGUCACCUGACCUUCAGUCGAUGGAGCAGAUCAGACGCAUCAUGCGGCCCACGGACGUGCCUGACCAGGGCCUCCUGUGUGAUCUGCUUUGGUCCGAUCCAGACAAAGAUGUUUUGGGCUGGGGCGAGAAUGACAGGGGGGUCUCGUUCACCUUCGGCUCAGAGGUGGUUGCCAAGUUUCUGCACAAGCAUGACCUCGAUCUGAUCUGCCGUGCUCAUCAGGUUGUUGAAGACGGCUACGAGUUUUUUGCAAAGAGGCAGCUCGUCACUUUGUUCUCAGCACCAAACUACUGUGGGGAGUUUGACAACGCCGGUGCCAUGAUGAGCGUGGAUGAGACACUCAUGUGCUCCUUUCAGAUUUUGAAACCAGCUGAGAAGAAGAAACCCAACGGCAGCCGUCCUGUGACUCCCCCCCGCAACAUGGUCACCAAGCAGGCUAAGAAGUGAGGGGCUGAGUGGAGGACUAGUUGCCAGGGUCUGCUUUUGUCUUCUGCAUUUGAGGAAUUGGUUAUUCUACACGCUGCCAAUAUUGAAAAAGUGUCCACUCCUACUAGAUGAAAGCAAAAUAUUUAUUGUUUUUUUUUCCACAGGGGCAAAAUCAAUAUGUCACCAUGAAAAUCCUCAGGUGUUUUGCACUCCAUUUUGCAGCUAGUCUUUACCACACAUGACUGUUCAAUCAGGAAAAGCAUAAUAAAUACAGCUACUUAUGCACAGGAAUGCCUUGUUUGAAGCUGUGCACAACUUUUCAAUUUGUUUCGUGUGUCAUUCCUUUGUUUAUUCUCCCUCACAGUUUGUAAUUGUUAACGGAUAUAAAAGUAUGAAGAAAGUCGGACGUCGGUUUUCUUCAGCGAACUUUAUUGACAUUUAAUUUUCUCAGUGUUCUAGAGAAUUGACUACACACAUCACAUUUUUAAACGAGUCUUGUGCUCAAUUAAAUGAAUAAACAAGAACUCUUGUAAUGUCUAAACCUUUCUAAUAAACUUUAAGUGUAUUUUUGGGGGGA